Messenger RNA from Triplophysa rosa, 2123 nucleotides. Its product is annotated as peptide-N(4)-(N-acetyl-beta-glucosaminyl)asparagine amidase-like. NCBI's taxonomy places the organism in Eukaryota, Metazoa, Chordata, Actinopteri, Cypriniformes, Nemacheilidae. Gene Ontology annotation, molecular function: peptide-N4-(N-acetyl-beta-glucosaminyl)asparagine amidase activity. Gene Ontology annotation, biological process: glycoprotein catabolic process; protein deglycosylation; protein quality control for misfolded or incompletely synthesized proteins. The transcript is spliced from 11 exons. Bases 97 to 2064 code for a protein of 655 amino acids. Gene Ontology annotation, cellular component: cytosol; cytoplasm; nucleus. The record is from RefSeq and is a predicted model, not a curated record.
GCAGCUAUGACCACAUAACUUUAGGUUGUAGUCAGCUGUACAAGGAAGAAUAAACGGAGGUGUUCUUCUGUAAAUGCAGAAGUUACAUGUAUAACGAUGCCUGGAUCCCAAGGAGUUGCCGCUUUGUGCGAAAAUCCCAUCGAGGUGUUUUUGGACGUUUCUAAAUUGCUUAUAACGUAUGCGGAUAAUAUUCUUAGGAACCCAAAUGAGGACAAAUACAGAUCAAUCCGCAUUGGGAACCCAACAUUCUCCACCAAGCUUCUGCCUGUCAAAGGAGCAGUUGAAUGCCUCUUUGAGAUGGGAUUUGAGGAGGCUGAAACCCACCUGGUGUUUCCUAAGUCAGCAUCUGUGGAGAAGCUUAGACAGGUGAGAGAGACCAUUGCAGCCGAGAGAGACCAGAGGCUCGGAGGGACCAAAGCUACAUCCAACCCACAAAGUGGCAGAGUCACUGCAAGUCCUGCUCCACCACCACCAUCCUCCGCUGCUUCUGCCCCACCACCACCAUCAUCCUCCGCUGCUUCUGCUAGCCCAGCACUCGCUGCUCCUGUCCCUACACCUGGACCAGCAGCUUUACCAUUCACUUCAAGCAGUGUGACAUUCCUCAGAACUCUGCAAUCAAACUUCCAACAUGUGAUGGUGUAUGAGAGCCCUGAAUUGCAGCAGAAAGCCCUGAGCUGCAUACCUCAUGUACUGCUCAGAUCCAAUGCUAAAGAACGGCUGAAACGAGCCAAAGAUGCAGAUCCUGCAUGUGGUUUAGAAGAAGAGGACAUGUUGGUUCUAGACCUGUUGCAGUGGUUUAAAGGGGACUUCUUUUCCUGGGUGGACAGUCUGCCGUGUAGCCGGUGUGGAGGUAAAACCCAGGCUUCCGGAUCCUUACCCCCUUCAAAUGAUGAUCUGCGCUGGGAUGCAGGCCGUGUAGAGAACCACUACUGUCAGACCUGUCAACUCUCCACUAGAUUCCCACGAUACAAUCACCCAGAGAAGCUCCUUGAGACCAGGAGGGGGCGCUGUGGAGAAUGGGCAAAUUGUUUUACACUGUGCUGCCGUGCUUUAGGCCUAGAAGCAAGGUACAUCUGGGACAGCACAGAUCACGUCUGGACAGAAGUGUAUUCUCAGUCGCAGCGACGCUGGCUACACUGCGACCCCUGUGAAAAUGCAUGCGAUAAACCUCUCCUGUAUGAAGUCGGCUGGGGGAAAAAGCUCUCCUACAUCCUGGCAUUCUCUAAAGACCAGGUUGUAGAUGUGACUUGGAGGUACUCCUGUAAACACUCGGAGGUCCUUUCUAGACGCACGCAGGUUUCGGAAACAUGGUUGCUGCGUACUCUUAAUAACCUUAAUGCUUCGAGGCAGCAGUCUUUAGGACCAGAGAGGAAGAAACAGCUGUUGGAAAGGCUGCUGGUGGAACUAGUAGAGUUCAUUUCUCCCAAGACCCCUAAAUCUGGAGAGCUGGGCGGUCGCAUCACAGGAUCUUUGGCGUGGAGGGCUGCUCGAGGGGAGACGGGUGCAAGCAAAACUAAAGCUGAUGCAGAUGAAUGUGUCUUCAUUCCUUUAGAAUCGGAGAAGCAAAAAAUGUUGUUCCACAUUAGUUACAAUGUGGCCAAAGACUGUUACUUUAGACUGAGCAACGGCUCAGAUACCAUCCCAGGAUGGCAGAGGGGACUUUGGAGGAAAGAAAAUGUGUUCAGGAAAGAGGAACAUGACUGGCAGAUGGUGUAUCUGGCACGGACGGAAGGAUCCUCUAUUGGGAAGAUUAGCUGGAAGUUUGACUGUGCUUCUGUAGGAAUGAAGAUCAAAUCCGUGUCUGUCCGAGCCUUCAGUCAAACCUAUCAUUCAGGCAGCGUGUGCUGGAGUUUACGCUCUGCCCAGACCACCGUUGACUUCCCUGGAGAUGGUGAAAUGCACUCAGCCGCGAGUCUGUCUGGAGGUACAGAGCUGGUUGUGGAGGGGGAGCUCACGGGAGGGGAAGGAGAUGUGUCGUGGCAACACGCUCAGCUGUUCAGACAGAGUCUGAAGGAAACCGAGAAGGUUUUGUUUGAGCUUUUGAUUGAAAUGGAGCAGUCUUGAUGAAACCAUUCAAGAGAAUUUUAGGGUAUUCGUUUAAUAAACACAAGAACGGAAUCAGA